UUGAGAUGCACCGUCAUAGUGGUCAAUUGUUCCUCUCUACGGAUCACAGACAUACGCCUACCGAGUGUGCUCGAUGUUUGAGAAAGAUACGUUAACAGUUUGAAUAAAAAAAUUUUUUUCAUACAAGUUCAUUUAUAUAUAUGUGCAUGGGGCCCCUAUUUGGAAAUAAUCCUUCGCGAAAUGCGUCGAAGAAUUUGGUUGAAUUUAAGGCAGGGAAAAUGACUAUGAAGGGGAAAAUGGUUUAUCCAGACACACGAAAGGGACAGGUUUACGUUCACCAGUCUGACGAUCAAUUAAUGCAUUUUUGUUGGAAAGAUCGUACAACAGGAAUCGUAGAAGACGAUCUUAUAAUAUUCCCAGAUGACUGUGAAUUUAAGCAUGUUCCAGCAUGUAAAUCCGGUAGGGUAUAUCUGUUGCGAUUCAAGUCGUCAAGUAGAAAAUUCUUCUUUUGGCUACAGGAUCUGAAAACUGAUAAAGAUGAAGAAUAUUGUAGGAAAAUUAAUGAAGUUUUAAAUAAUCCACCUACUCCUGGUUCUCAAAGAAGCGGCAAUGCAAAUCCAGAUGGAGAUUUUCAUAAUUUAUUAAAUAAUAUGUCUCAACAACAAUUAAUGCAAUUGUUCGGCGGCGUUGGACAAAUUGGACUAGGCAGCUUAUUAGGAACUAUGAGCAGACCUCAUGGUAUCCAAAGUACUAGAGCAUCUACUACAACCGCGUCAUCACCGGUUACUACAAGCGUCGCCAGACCACCGGUAUCUCAAACACCGGCACCUUCUACCGUUACUGAAACUACAAAAUCUUCCAGUAAUAAUAAAUCAUCACCAAGAACAACAGCACCAUCUACACCUGUGACUACUUCAGGUACUAACAAUAGAAUUCAGUUGAGUGAUCUACAAAGUUUCCUCUCAGAAAUUCCAACACCAGCUGGAGCAGAAGCUGUUGUUCAGCAGAGGGGCAUAGCGACAGAGCUGACGAAUGUCAUCCCAACGAUUACAAGAACGGAAUCUCUGGAACGUGCUAUUUCCGCGCACUUACCACCUGGAGACAACCUGUGUACCACGCUAUCGUCUCCCCAGUUCUCCCAGGCGCUAUCAAUGUUCUGGUCUGCUUUGCAGUCGGGCCAGGCGGGCCCAGUCAUCCGUCAAUUUGGCUUGGGAACUGAUGCGAUCAAUGCAGCCACUAGCGGUAACAUCGAAGAAUUCGUCACUGCUUUGGAGACAGAAGCCAAGAGUGGACAAGGACAAGCGCAACAGGGACAAGAAGAGAAGAAACGAUCUCCAGGCGAUAGUCCUGGCAAGAAGGAAGACGAUGACGACGGCAUGCCUUUGGAUUAAACUAUAAGAAUUUAUUUUCUUUUUUCUUUAUUUUCUCUUUCUCUUUCUCUCUCUCUCUUUCUCUCUUUCUCACUUCCUCUCUUCCUCUUUUUUUUUUUUUAUAAAUAUAUAUAAACGUAAUUCAUGAUUCAGAAAUUCGAUAUAUGUUAUGUACGUAUUAGUCGACUAUGUAUAAUAAACGUUUCUCCAACGAUUAGGUUUCAUUAUAUUCUGAGAUAUUUAAAGGAAAUCAUAUGAUUUUUAAACGUAACGUGUAUUUAUACAAAUUGCUUGCAAACUAACAAAACGUUUCAUUACUCUUUACGCAUUUUAAUAUUUGCCCGUCUCUAUCUGCUUAUUUUUUCUAUAAAUAUAAACGUUUCGUAAAUAGUUCGACUUUAUUAAUAAACGAUCCUAUUAUAUUUCGUCGUCAUUGAGAAUAUGUAUAUUUACAAUUUAAUAAUCAAUAAAAUGCGAAUAUUUCAUUAUUA
This is a messenger RNA of Vespula vulgaris, 1801 nucleotides long. It is a transcript of the gene Rpn13, whose product is annotated as proteasomal ubiquitin receptor ADRM1. The transcript has 5 exons. NCBI's taxonomy places the organism in Eukaryota, Metazoa, Arthropoda, Insecta, Hymenoptera, Vespidae. The record is from RefSeq and is a predicted model, not a curated record. The coding region runs from base 141 to 1331 and encodes 396 amino acids. Gene Ontology annotation, molecular function: ubiquitin binding; endopeptidase activator activity; proteasome binding. Gene Ontology annotation, cellular component: cytoplasm; nucleus; proteasome regulatory particle, lid subcomplex. Gene Ontology annotation, biological process: ubiquitin-dependent protein catabolic process.